AUGCUUACUAUAAAUAUCUCUGGGAAAGACACCUGUUGCAUAGGCACGGGGAUUCCAUCCAAUUUAAGCUCUUAUAAGAUGUUUUGGAAUUGGGUCACUUUGUACCCAGUUCUGAGAGGUAAGGAUUCAUGGUCACUAGACAUAAGUGCAGGGGGUCUAGUAAGCGCUCUUCUCGUUAAAGUACAGAAAAUUACAGCACUUCCUAAGACAAGGAAAAGUAGAUUUGGUGGCUUCCUAAACAUGAUUGGCAUGGCUGAUUCUCCUGAUACUGCAAACAGUUGCAUGAACAUCCGAGUUAGUGAGGGCAAUGGUCAAGCGGCAAAGGCUAUCUGCAGUAGCAACCUUUGUACUACCUUUUUUGGUCAUAGGGUUGGAACUAAGAUGUGGAUCCCAGCAACAAGUUUGGAGGAAGGGUAUCAGAGUUUACCUGGGUACAAAAUGAUGUGGAUGCUUAACAAAAGGAUGACACAGCAGUUGAAAGCAUUGUUUAGGCGUUCCUAUUUUGGCCACAUUUUUGACAUGGAUUAG
Fraxinus pennsylvanica is the source of this 528-nucleotide messenger RNA. The record is from the annotation of a GenBank genome assembly. NCBI's taxonomy places the organism in Eukaryota, Viridiplantae, Streptophyta, Magnoliopsida, Lamiales, Oleaceae.